Messenger RNA from Tarenaya hassleriana, 1377 nucleotides. Its product is annotated as GPN-loop GTPase 3-like. The record is from RefSeq and is a predicted model, not a curated record. Bases 303 to 1124 code for a protein of 273 amino acids. The transcript has 10 exons. Gene Ontology annotation, molecular function: GTPase activity. NCBI's taxonomy places the organism in Eukaryota, Viridiplantae, Streptophyta, Magnoliopsida, Brassicales, Cleomaceae.
AUUUCCAAAAAAAAAAAAAAAAAAAUCUCAAGAGCGAAAGGAAAAAAAGAAGCCGACAAGAGGUGAACUUGUUUUGAUCAUCUUGAAUUUUCUGCUUCUGAUUUCUGAGGUGUUGCAAUGUUGUUGUUGCUGUCUACCGGUUUAUGGGUUCCUCUAACAUCUUGAGAUCAUUGUUCUCUUUGGGCGUUUGGUGCACUGCUUACGUAACUGUUGCGGUCCUUGCCUCUUUUAGGGUCCUUAACUCCAUCUGUUCCAUCUGAGUUUGUGUCGGGAAAUAAGCAUUUUCUCUCGAGCUCUCUACCAUGGGUUAUGCUCAGCUCGUUAUCGGGCCUGCGGGCAGUGGAAAGUCAACGUAUUGCUCUUCCUUGUACCAACACUGUGAAACCGUGGGGAGGAUGAUGCAUAUCGUUAACCUGGAUCCUGCUGCCGAGGUCUUUAAUUAUCCUGUGGCCAUGGAUAUUCGAGAACUCGUUUCUUUGGAAGAUGUCAUGGAGGAACUAGGGCUUGGCCCCAAUGGUGGACUUAUGUACUGCAUGGAGUAUCUUGAGGACAGCCUACAUGAUUGGCUGGAUGAAGAAUUGGAGAACUACAGGGAUGAUGAUUACUUAGUUUUCGAUUGUCCAGGCCAGAUAGAGCUUUUUACCCAUGUGCCUGUCCUCAAGAACUUUGUGGAGCAUUUGAAGCAGAAGAACUUCAAUGUUUGUGCUGUUUACUUGCUUGAUUCACAGUUUGUGACAGAUGUGACGAAGUUCAUAAGCGGUUGUAUGGCCUCUCUUUCCGCAAUGAUCCAACUCGAACUGCCUCAUGUCAAUAUCCUCUCCAAGAUGGAUCUCCUUAAAGACAAAAGAGACAUCGAGGACUACUUGGAUCCAGAGCCCCGGACAUUGUUGGCGGAGUUAAACCAACGGAUGGCUCCUCAAUUUGCAAAACUGAACAAAGCUUUGAUUGAAAUGGUGGAAGAGUAUAGCAUGGUGAGUUUCAUACCGCUCGACUUGAGGAAAGAGCAAAGCAUAAAAUACGUACUGGCGCAAAUCGAUAACUGCAUCCAGUUCGGAGAAGACGCGGAUGUAAAGGUUAAAGAUUUCGAUGAAGAUUAUGGCGAGGAUGACGACAGAGAUCAAUAAUAACAGUAGCCUUUUGAGGGCUCAUGAGGUCGUGCUUUCUUCGUUAACUGUUUUAGGCUUUUUCCAGACAUCAUCGGCUUUGUUUUGUAACUCUACUGAUAAUUCCCCUCCGAGAAAGGAGAAACCCUAAUGAAUGUGCAGAAAUGACAGUAUAGGCGCUCUGUUUGUGGCAUUUUGAUUCAGAAUUUUGGCAAAACUCAGAACUAAGUCUUGUAAAUUCUCGAUCUUUUUUGUCGUCUAUACGAUUCUGAUG